AUGAUUCAUUUGUACGAAAUUGAAACAACAGCUCCUUUGCGUUACCCUGUGCAGAUUGAUCAACACAACAAAAUCACACGCAUCAUCCGAAGCAUCAAGCCACAAGCUGGGCUUUUGAAGGUAACACCCACAUCUGGUCAACGGGUUGCUGUAAAUGCAACAGCUUGGUUUAACUUAUCCUUCUUAUCUUGUAAUUUGAUGGGGAAGAAGGGAGGUAGCUCAUGGUUAACUGCUGUGAAAAGGGCUUUUAGAUCUCCAACUAAAGAAAGUGACAAGAGGACUACUGGGACUGGCCAGGACCAAGAAGAAGAUGAAGAAAAGAAGAGAGAGAAGAGAAGAUGGCUAUUUAGGAAACCUUCGAAUCAAGAAAUAGUAACACAACAUAACCUAUCAAAGGCAGGACAUGUUAACGCCUUCACAGAUGGUGGUGGUGGUGAUGGUGCACUGGCAGACCAUGUGUCGGCAGCUGGAGCAGCUGAGCAAAGGCAUGCAAUUGCUGUAGCAGUUGCUACUGCAGCUGCAGCUGAAGCUACUGUAGCCACUGCCCAGGCGGCGGUGGAGGUGACUCGGCUAACUCGGCCUUCUUAUCAUCCUAGAGAACAUUAUGCGGCCAUUGUCAUUCAAACUGCUUUUAGAGGAUACCUGGCAAGGCGGGCUCUUCGUGCGCUUAAAGGGCUAGUGAAGUUGCAAGCUUUAGUAAGAGGACACAAUGUGAGAAAACAGGCCAAGAUGACCCUGCGAUGCAUGCAAGCUCUGGUUCGAGUGCAGGCUCGAGUACUAGAUCAACGCCUGAGGCUUUCACAUGAAGGCAGCAGGAAAUCUGCAUUUAGUGACACCAAUAGCGUGCUUGAAUCGCGAUAUCUUCAAGACAUUUCAGAUAGAAAAUCGAUGUCAAGAGAUGGCAGUAGCAUUGCAGAUGAUUGGGAUGAUCGGCCACACACAAUUGAGGAAGUCAAGGCCAUGUUGCAACGCAGGAAAGAAGCUGCAUUCAAGCGUGAAAAGACCUUAUCUCAAGCUUUCUCUCAGCAGAUACGGAGAAAUGGUAGGAGCCCAUCAAUGGGAAAUGAAGGUGAACUACAUGAAAGACCACAAUGGCUUGAUCAUUGGAUGCCUUCAAAACCAUGGGAUAAUAGCAGCAGAGCAAGAGCUUCAACUGAUCAUAGAGACCCAGUCAAAACUGUAGAAAUUGACACCUCCCAACCUCACUCAUAUUUAGCUCCUAAUUUUAGAAGAACAAACCAAAACCAAAACCAAUAUCACCAACACCAGAGACCCAAUUCAACAAACAAUGGUGUUACAAACUCUGCUCCUUCUCCUCUCCAUAAAGCUCAUCAAACUGCUCCUCUCUACCACUCUCCUAUUACACCCUCCCCAUCAAAAACUAGGCCUCUUCAGGUUCGUUCAGCGAGUCCACGAUGUGUAAGAGAAGAUAGAAGUUGUAAUUCCUCUCAAACACCAAGUUUAAGGUCCAAUUACUUUUAUAAUGGCAAUCUGAAUCAGCAUGGAAUCAGGGGAGGUGCUAGUGUCAGUAGUAAUGGUACUGCUACAUUGCCAAAUUACAUGGCUGCAACUGAGUCUGCCAAGGCUAGAUUGAGAUCACAGAGUGCACCAAGGCAAAGACCGUCAACACCCGAGCGAGACAGGGUUGGGUCUGCAAGAAAACGGCUUUCGUAUCCAGCCCCUGACCCUUACGGUGUGGGAAUUGGUUAUGGCGGUGUUGGUUACGGGCAUGGUUUAAGGAGUCCAAGCUUUAAGAGUCAGAGUGGUUCGCGUUUUGGUGGAUUAGUCGACCAACAAUCUAACUAUUCUUCUUGCUGUACGGAUAGCUUUGGUGGUGAGAUUUCCCCUUCUUCAACUAGUGACCUUAGAAGAGGUGUGAGAGAACACUUGAGAGAGUUUAAGUGGGAAUUUGUUAAGAGUUUCAGUUAUCUCUCCUCUGAUGGUAUGCGGGGCUCUGGCUUACCUGAGAUCGGUAGAGGACGGCUUUGGCAUUUGAGAGUAAUCUCCAAAAGGUGGUGUGACAUUGAUUUGUAG
This is a messenger RNA of Dovyalis caffra, 2034 nucleotides long. The record is from the annotation of a GenBank genome assembly. NCBI's taxonomy places the organism in Eukaryota, Viridiplantae, Streptophyta, Magnoliopsida, Malpighiales, Salicaceae.